Trematosphaeria pertusa is the source of this 1358-nucleotide messenger RNA. RefSeq lists its product as uncharacterized. The record is from RefSeq and is a predicted model, not a curated record. The transcript has a single exon. The coding region runs from base 95 to 1084 and encodes 329 amino acids. Lineage: Eukaryota; Fungi; Ascomycota; Dothideomycetes; Pleosporales; Trematosphaeriaceae.
CAAUACACAGCCUUGUUCCCGAUCUCGAUCUGGCUUUGAACCCUAGUGUGACACGACAUCGCGUUCGUCUGUACUGCGAGCUGCAGUAACGCCAAUGGUGCCUACUCUUUCCUCCUCGAACUCUAUUGCCUUCCUGGCCCUUCCGCUGGAACUCCGCCAGCAGAUCUAUCGAUUCUGCAUCCCAGAAAACCUUUGCUUCACAUGUUCUGGCAAUAUGUACCGCCAAAACCGCCACGAAGGAUGGGUCGAGCCGCCAUGGCGCUGGGACAGAACUUGGGAUAGGUACGACACAAGUGGAGCCAAUCUUUUCUUCGACGAAGACGACCGCCCUUGGCAUGAGUUGGAGGAGAGUGUUGAAGCCUCUUCGACAGAUGGGGAGGAUAGCAACGAAGACGACGAAUACGAGCCCUCUCGGCUGGACGACUAUUGUCAAGCAUCCCUGCGACAACGUCCUGCAAUUUCUCCGUCUCCUCGAAGUGCCUUACCCGGACUCCUUCUCCUUUGCCGCCAGAUUACUGAUGAGGUGAAGGGAAUGCUGUACGGAGGGAAUACUUUCAGAGUCGAUGUUGACGACGAUCAAUCGAAUUUCGCGCGGUUGUUCAGUCCUGAGGCAAGAGAGAAAAUGCGGAAGAUGAUAUUGGUCUUACGACCCAUGGGGCUUUCCUAUUGCCGGGAUUUCCGCAUGGACCAGACGAUUUGGGAUGGUGUUCUCGGUAACCUUUCGAUAUUAGGCGUUAUCGCAGAGCAGCCGGCCCCGCCUUCUCCGUACGCAUCGCCGCAAGUGGAACCGGAGGACGUCUUCAAGGAAUGGACAGCAUGGUUAACUCCGAUCUUAGAGUAUCUGAGCCGAGCUCUUUCCAAGACAGCUCAGAUUGUGGUGGAUGCGAACAAGGAGGAAGAUACAGUUCAUAUUUUUGAAAAAGAGAUGCCGGGACGCUGCCGCUUUCAGCGCCUGCGCGCGGCCGACAAUAUAUUCAAAAGAGGGGAGUUCUCUUGGGAGUCAGAGUCCUGGGUUGACGACGGUCCCACUAGCUGUAGGGACAUCAUUAACGACUGCGACUACGACUAUUACUUUUCCGACUGAGCAUCGUGAGAGGUUACCAAGAGCUGGACACUUAGGUCCUACGUCGGCAUCCUACAGGUCGAAGAGUAUGAGAGGGUAUUUCAUGCAACUGGGGUACCAUCAAGAACAGCAUUGGGCAGCGUUGUGUCACCUUACCUAUUUGCGACGUUGCAGAGCGCGGGUGAGGGUGGAUAUGGAGUGGCGACGGUUUCUCAAAGGUGUUCAGGCUAUGGGGUACCCGAGGGAGUCGCUAUCAGUCAAGAGCAAUGGGAGGAAGAGUGGCUGGAGUCUGUUA